Messenger RNA from Sturnus vulgaris (Common starling), 3614 nucleotides. It is a transcript of the gene ASB7, whose product is annotated as ankyrin repeat and SOCS box containing 7. NCBI's taxonomy places the organism in Eukaryota, Metazoa, Chordata, Aves, Passeriformes, Sturnidae. Gene Ontology annotation, molecular function: protein binding. Gene Ontology annotation, biological process: intracellular signal transduction. The record is from RefSeq and is a predicted model, not a curated record.
UUAAAGGAGAAUUAAAAAUAGUGACUCCAAAGAACAAAAUAACACAGAAGAGAGAAAACAGCACUCAAAAAGCCCCCAGAAAGGGGUAGCAGGUUGUUUGACACACAUGGGCACAGAAGAUUAUGAACAGUGAAGACAAUGAAGAGUGGGACAUCCAUCAAAGAGUAACAACCUCUCAUAAGGUGACUCGUGUGAGCUCAUGAGGCUCCUGUAUAGGCCAGACUCAGCUAGGAUGUUACACCACCACUGCAGGAGGAACCCUGAGCUACAGGAAGAGUUGCAGAUCCAGGCUGCCGUGGCCGCCGGCGAUGUCCACACCGUGCGCAAGAUGCUGGAGCAGGGAUAUUCUCCAAACGGUCGCGAUGCCAAUGGCUGGACCUUGCUUCAUUUCUCUGCAGCGAGAGGCAAGGAGAGAUGUGUCCGUGUUUUUCUGGAACAUGGAGCUGAUCCCACAGUUAAGGACUUAAUUGGAGGCUUCACUGCUCUGCAUUACGCAGCCAUGCAUGGCCGGGCGAGGAUCGCGCGCCUGAUGCUGGAAUCCGACUACAGGAGUGACAUUAUCAAUGCCAAGAGCAACGACGGCUGGACUCCCCUGCACGUCGCUGCUCACUACGGCAGAGACUCCUUUGUCAGGCUGCUCCUGGAGUUCAAGGCUGAGGUUGAUCCACUCAGUGAUAAAGGUACUACACCACUCCAGCUGGCCAUUAUCCGGGAGAGGUCAAGCUGUGUGAAAAUCCUCCUGGACCACAAUGCCAACAUCGACAUUCAGAAUGGUUUCCUGUUACGAUACGCUGUGAUCAAAAGCAAUCACUCGUACUGCCGAAUGUUCCUCCAGAGAGGGGCCGAUACAAACUUGGGGCGCUUGGAAGAUGGACAGACACCCUUACACUUGUCUGCUCUUAGAGAUGAUGUGCUUUGUGCACAAAUGUUGUAUAAUUACGGAGCAGACACUAACACAAGGAACUAUGAAGGACAGACCCCACUGGCUGUUUCAAUAAGAAUUUCUGGAAGUAGCCGACCCUGUCUGGAUUUCUUACAAGAAGUGACAAGACAGCCCAGAAACUUGCAAGAUCUAUGCCGAAUUAAAAUCCGUCAGUGUAUAGGCCUUCAAAACCUCAAACUGCUUGAUGAACUACCCAUUGCCAAGGUCAUGAAAGACUACUUAAAACACAAAUUUGAUGAUAUCUGAUACCCAUGAAGAGAGGAACUCUGAGCAAGUUUAGUUCUAUUCCAGAUACUGAAGAGGCUUGUUGCCUUGCACAAAGUAUAUCCUAUGCAAAUUCUGAUUUUUCUGUGAAGUCAGAAGGCAGGUAUACACUUCCUUGGGUUUUUUAUACCACAUGCUAGAAGGUCUUAAUUUUUGGUUUCUUGGUCCAAGUUUACAAGGUCCAAGCUUUCUAUACAAUAUUGCAUUUUCAAAAUUGCUGUUGGUUUUCUGUUUGUUUUCACAUUAUGACUUGCUGGGGAGAUGGAAGGCAGCCCCUCGAGGGAAGUGGCUGGUUUGAGUUGGCAUGCUGAGCAAUGAUACAAAAAUAGAAAAGUUUGGAAAUCAAGGCACCAGUCCUGCAAAAGGAUACAGAUAAAUCUCCAGAGCCCUGUUUGUUAGGACCUCUGGCUCUGCCAGGUGUUUGUUUUUGCAGGACAGAGGGAAGAGGAGAUAAUCAACUUUUCCUUGGGUACUGGAUGAAUAUAAUUGGAAAUUGAGAAAAAAAAAUGCAGUUACCUUGUUCAAUUUGAGGGGUCUAUACAUUGGUUUUUUGGGGGGUGGGGUUUUGGUAUUUUUCUUUUCCUAAUUACUGUAGUUGGGAUGCCCAGAAAAUUCAGGCCCUUUCCCAACAUUCCCUGUUGAAUGGGCUGUUUGUAAGUCUGUUUUUACCAGUGACAGUACACUACAGAGAGGCUGUCUUAGGGUGACUAAGAGGCAAAGUCUCAGUAUUUUUUACAUUAACUUGAGAGGAAACAAAUUUAGAUUUUUUUGAAGCCAAUGUAUUCUGUUGCUCAUUCAGUGCCUCCUGUGCAAUAAUCUCUGUAUUUUCCCUUGAUGUGUGAUUCCCCCACUAUUCCUUAUUUAGGUUCAGUGCAUUAUUUGUGAGAGCAGGAGCUGCUGCCUCACUGUAGUGUUGAUGUGGCAUUACAGCAAUGAUGCAGCAAUUGCUGUUCAUUAUUACUCCCUGAAUUUCAUGAAUGUAUUACCUGCUUUAUUUCACUUUCAAUUGAAAUUUUGUCUACGGGUUCUCAGCCAAAUUGUGUCCACUUUGAAGAAAAAAAAAAAGUAAAUUGUUCAAACCAUUUUGUUUAAAAACCAGUGUGAGGGACAGGGGCUGUUUUGAUUGCUCUGAAAUUCAGGUUUUUUCAGGUUAGAGAGUGGGAAGUGCACAUAAGUUACUAAGAAGAAAAGCCCCACUGACAUUGAAAGUUCAAAUUUUGCAAUUAAUCUGAAAGCAGAAACUGAGAGGAGUGCUGAAAUCUGGCUACUGAAUGUGUCUUUCAAACCAGGUAUUAAAAGAUCUGUUGCAGAGUUUUGUUUCUGAUCAUAGGAAAAAAUUAAUUUCUUGAUCAAAAGAUUGGGCCAAAAUGUUCAGUUGUUUCCCUCUCUUUAUUUUCAAGGCAUUACAGACUCAGCAUAAGAUUCUUGCCAGUGUUCUCUACUUUUAUUUUGGCAUCUGCCUGGCUCCAAAAGAGCCCCUCUGAUAGUAGGAGUGCUUUUGCACCAACUGAAGUGAGAGAUGAAAGGAAUGAUGAUGGAUUUUUAAGUUUCACACUGUCACUUUCAGAAUACUUAGUAUUAAAAAUAGGAAAAGCAAGGUAAGGCAGGUAAAUUCAUAUUAUUUAACUCUGUUAGUUCCUUUUAAUAUUUGAUAAGCCUGGACUGCAGCUCCCUGAGAAUGAACCUUAUCACUGCUAAUGGAUGCACCGGAACCAUGGCAAGCAAGGAGGAUUAUCUGUCCCUAUUGUGCCUGGCAUUGCAUCAGGUUUCCAAACAAUAAGGGAUUUUGGAGAUUCAUGGCUCAGAGGCUUGGGAAUGGGGUGUUGAACCUUUUUUAUCUCCAGCUUGUACCGGUUCAAGUCCAGCUGCUGGAGCAGUGACCAAAAGUUCACAUCUCAGCAGUGUGAGUGAGCAAGUCCAACCUAACACCCUGCACUGGGUUGUAGAGCUUGUAGUGCUUCCUCCUGGUUGUAUCUGUGGAGUAGGGACAAGCUGUGGGGUGUGAGCAGGAACUCGAGUAUUCUUGGCCCCUGUGGAGGGAAGAUCAGCCAUUCCAAUCUUUGAGCUCUCCAGUGCUGAGACAGGGCAGACUGGCAGGUUUGAACACCAAUCUUCCAUUUUCUGACAGGAAAUCAGAAUCUUAAAACUGUUUUCUUUAAAAAAAAAAUAAAACAAAAAUAAAAGAGACUUAGUAUUGUUCACUACACUUGUAAGUUGGUCUAAACCAAUGUCCUUCCCCAGUGAAUUUUUACAGUAAUAUUUUCUAAGGUAAUCUAGAGUAUAUUUUAGUUGCAAUCUAUAUUGAGGCAAAUUAUUUGUUCUGUCUGUUGCUGUGACUGAAGAAAAUUAUGGAAGACUUUGUUGGUAACAAGAAUGCUAUUUAAUGAAGAAAUGUGUAAUUCCAUUA